Messenger RNA from Brassica napus (rape), 2477 nucleotides. RefSeq names its product very-long-chain aldehyde decarbonylase CER3-like. Gene Ontology annotation, biological process: lipid biosynthetic process. The record is from RefSeq and is a predicted model, not a curated record. Gene Ontology annotation, molecular function: iron ion binding; oxidoreductase activity. NCBI's taxonomy places the organism in Eukaryota, Viridiplantae, Streptophyta, Magnoliopsida, Brassicales, Brassicaceae. Bases 276 to 2168 code for a protein of 630 amino acids. The transcript is spliced from 11 exons.
AAUAAUGUCACAUAACACACAACUUUCAACCCAAAAAAAAAAAUCUCCAUACCUUUUCUUGAGAUUAGAGAGAACCCUAUCGUUAGAUCUCUCCAUCUCUCUCUCUUUGUUUUGACUUCCACAAACAGAGCAACAUCUUUCUCUUAGUAUUGCUUGAAACUGGAGCAAUCUUUAAGGUUAUAUAGACCAAUAAGAGUGAGAGAAGAUCUAGUCAUAAACAAAUCAAGAAAUUUCUAACUUCGAGGAGGUAACGAAAAGGGUUUAAGAGAAUAAGAAUGGUAGCUUUUUCAGCUUGGCCUUGGGGAAACUUUGGCAAUCUAAAGUAUCUUCUCUACGCUCCGUUAGCUGCACAAGUAGUGUACUCAUGGGCGUACGAACAAGACUACUCGAGGGCUCUUUGGUGUCUUCAUAUCCUCAUCAUCUGUGGACUCAAAGGAUUCCUUCAUGUUCUUUGGAGCGUUUACAACAACAUGCUUUGGGCGUCUCGCACUCUAAGGAUUAACCCUAAUGGCGUCGACUUUAAGCAGAUUGAUCACGAAUGGCACUGGGACAACUACAUACUUCUGCAAGCAAUAAUAGCUAGCAUUAUCUGUUACAUGUCUCUUCCAUUGAUGACGAUUAACAGUAUACCUCUGUGGAACACGAAAGGACUCGUUGCAUUAAUUGUGCUACAUGUGACCUUCUCAGAGCCAUUAUACUACUUUCUUCACAGAACUUUUCAUAGUAACACCUACCUCUUCACGCAUUACCACUCCUUCCAUCACUCAUCUCCUGUGCCACAUCCCAUGACUUCUGGAAAUGCGACGUUACUGGAAAGCCUUAUCCUCUGCGUCGUAGCUGGAGUUCCUUUGGUUGGAUCUUGCUUGCUAGGUGUUGGAUCAUUAGGGUUGAUCUACGGAUAUGCUAUUAUGUUUGAUUUCCUAAGAUGUUUAGGACAUUGUAACGUUGAAAUCUUCUCUCACAAGCUAUUCGAGACACUUCCAAUCCUUCGAUAUCUCAUCUACACUCCAACGUACCAUAGUCUGCAUCAUCAUGAGAUGGGGACCAACUUUUGUCUAUUCAUGCCUAUCUUUGAUGUCUUGGGCAACACACUUAACUCAAACUCGUGGGGACUCCAAAAGAAGAUUCGCUUGUCUGCAGGGGAACGGAAGAGAGUGCCGGAGUUUGUGUUCUUGGCUCACGGGGUAGAUGUGAUGUCGGCGAUGCAUGCUCCGUUUGUGUUCAGAUCGUUUGCUUCAAUGCCAUACACAACGAGGCUCUUCUUGCUGCCCAUGUGGCCAUUCACGUUCAUGGUGAUGUUGGGCAUGUGGGUCUGGUCAAAGACUUUUCUUUUCAGCUUCUAUACCCUCAGGAACAAUCUUUGCCAGACUUGGGGAGUUCCAAGAUUCGGGUUCCAAUACUUUUUACCGAUUGCUAAACAAGGAAUUAACAACCAGAUCGAGAAUGCGAUUCUUAGGGCUGAUAAGAUUGGUGUUAAAGUUAUAAGCUUGGCUGCUUUGAACAAGAACGAAGCUCUAAAUGGUGGUGGGACGUUGUUUGUCAACAAGCAUCCUGACCUUAGAGUUCGUGUGGUCCACGGGAACACAUUAACCGCAGCAGUGAUUCUUAAUGAGAUUCCAAAAGAUGUGAAAGAGGUGUUCUUGACAGGAGCCACUUCUAAGCUGGGAAGAGCCAUCGCUCUCUACCUCUGUCGUCAGGGAGUGAGAGUUCUCAUGUUGACACUAUCGGUGGAAAGAUUCCAAAAGAUUCAGAAAGAAGCUCCUGUUGAGUUCCAGAACUACCUUGUACAAGUGACCAAAUACAACGCUGCUCAAAACUGCAAGACUUGGAUCGUUGGGAAAUGGUUAACGCCAAGGGAGCAGAGCUGGGCUCCUAAAGGAACGCAUUUCCACCAGUUUGUGGUGCCACCAAUCCUCAACUUCAGGAGGAACUGCACUUACGGGGAUCUAGCUGCAAUGAGGCUCCCUGAAGAUGUUCAAGGGCUAGGAACCUGCGAGUACACAAUGGACAGAGGGGUGGUGCAUGCAUGCCAUGCAGGAGGAGUGGUUCAUAUGCUGGAAGGUUGGGAGCAUCAUGAGGUCGGAGCCAUUGACGUUGACCGUAUUGAUUUGGUGUGGGAAGCAGCCAUGAGACACGGCCUUCGCUCUGUUUCUUCACUCACAAGAUGAGUGAGAUGUGCUCUUAAAUUGUUAUCUUUGACUCUCCCAAGAUUGGUCAUUCUUUGUAAAGGUGAAGCAUGCAAGCAGGUUGAAAAAAAUAAGUAGAAUUUUCACCGUAUGUUAUUGUUUCACCUUUUAUUUAAGAUGUAUUUCACUUUAUAACAAUUUCCCUAAAUAGUAUCGACAAAGCUUUUAAUUAUCCAGCCUGAUCACUCCUCUGGUGGUACUUGGUAGUUAGGACAAUGAAAGAACAAAGUGUCUUCAAUGUUCCUGUCCUGUACUCACAUUUGAUUUUAUUAGAGACAAUGUUACUUUGAA